AUGACCCCGAACCACAUCCGAGCCCACCCACAGGACUCGAGGCAGGGCUACGUCACCGUGCACACGUCCGCCUCCUCCUACCUCCCCGGACAGCUAGUGACAGUGACCGUCCGAAGCUCUCGGGACUUCAUGGGCUUCCUGCUCCAGGCUCGCAGUGUGGGGGACCCGGUUCUUCUGGGGGGCAGCUGGGCUCUUACGCCCCCUGGAGCUCACACCCUGCACUGCCUCUCGGAGGACGACACAGUCACACACUCCGACAAACAGCUGAAGAGAAACCUGUCGUUUGUGUGGAGAGCUCCCGACACGCCGAUUGGAGACGUACGAUUCUACAUUACCGUGGUGCAGUCCUACUUUGUGUAUUGGGCGGGUAUCAAAUCUGCAGUGUUGCAUGAUGGGAGUGUGAUGAAGAAAGCAAAGGCAACCUUCACCAUCCCAGAGAAGGAAGGGAAGUACCCGGAGAUCGUUCCUCGACACAGCGACUGGGAGCUGGGCAUGCUGCUGGGCUGCUCGGCCGGCCUGGGCAUGGCGCUGGUAGUCGCCGUGAGAUACGUGUACCGCAAGGCCUGCGGCAAACAGACCCAGGUGACGCUGAACGACCGGGAGCGAGAGUACCCCAGAGGGGACCGGGGUCUGAUCCACGUCCAGGAGUGUGGAGAUCUGGUCCGAGUCCGGAAGUUCCGCGAGAACAGCUUCGUGCUUCUGGCAGAGUACGACAUCCUCGCUACGCCCACAGACUGA
Salarias fasciatus (jewelled blenny) is the source of this 738-nucleotide messenger RNA. Its product is annotated as reelin domain-containing protein 1. Bases 1 to 738 code for a protein of 245 amino acids. The transcript is spliced from 5 exons. The record is from RefSeq and is a predicted model, not a curated record. NCBI's taxonomy places the organism in Eukaryota, Metazoa, Chordata, Actinopteri, Blenniiformes, Blenniidae. Gene Ontology annotation, cellular component: membrane.